GAAGAAGAAGCAGAGGCGGAAGAGACGUGGCACAUAAACAGAGGCAGGAACCAGCUAGCAGCAACUUUACUGAUGACACCUCCUGGAGACGCCUUCAGUGUAAAUCUGACACGGAGGUUUAAAUGACAGCCACACAGCAGUACCUAAGACGAACAGGUCUAUAUUAAAGUCUGUGUGACAGGUAAGGUCCUUUUGUUUUUAUCACUUGUGUCGUAACUUCCUCGCUGGUUUGGCUCACCUGACAACUUCAGCUAAGGUAGCGGCUAAUGUUAGCUCUGUGGAUGAGUAAAGGUGUAAUCGCAGACAACAUGUGUGAUAAAAAAAGGAUGCCAGGUAACUUAUGUUAAAUUAGAUUGAUCGAAUUAGACGAAGUUUAACCGGUUACAACCAAAACGCACAAAUCACGACCUUUAAAACACCAAAACCUUGUAGCGAUCGAUGCCAUUUAGAUCACGAUAACAAGUUAAAGACAUAAUAGAGUAGAUUAACAGUCUGUUGUUGUUGUUGAUCAGGGAUGAUGUGCUUGUCCAAACUGCUUUUCUUUUAAAUCAGUACAACCUGCUUAGGUUUUUAGCCUCACACGAGAGACUGGUCCAUCCAGUAUUUGAGACCCGACUGUAGGUUAUCAUCAGUCAGUCAAUAUGCUGAGCAAUCAAGCAAAAGCCUGAGUACUUAAACACACUAAGCUUGGAUAUCAUCAGGGAAUGACUCUUAAGUUUGUAGUAAAGUUGAUUAUUAUGAUGACAGAAUACUCAGAGAAAAUAUGGAAGUGGGAAAAAGAUAUGAAAAAUUUCCUACUGCAUAGUAACCCCAUAAUAUAGUCAUUUUAUUUCAGUCAAUUGGGAGUGAUGUAGAAUGGACUUUAUAACUCUUUAUGGUAAUAAAAGGAAAAUCAGUAAACAGUGUUGUUGUUCAGUUUAAUCUCAUUUAAGUACUAUACAAACACUCUUUAAUCAUUGUUAACAGUGUAGACAUAUCCCUCAGUGAAAGCAGCAUGGCACCCAAUUAUUAUUGAUAUCUUAUGGCACAUUCAUACAUCGCUCCGCCGCCUUACAAAUAAGCCGUGACAUUGGGGUUGUCCCUUGAGCUAUUUUGUUCCCUGAGCACCUUUUUUAAAUAAUGAGUUCUGCCUACGUCUCAAUUCAUUGCAUGUAUUCACGGAGAUAACUGAGCUGCGCAUUGGAUUAAAAAGAAAAUAAUAAUUACUUAAAGCUCCUGUGAGGAGUUGUUUGACGUUUCUGAAAUAGACUGAAGUUCAUAUGGAUGCUUUUACAUAAUAACCAACAAAAAACAAGUUCCUCACAGGAGAUUUAAGUGAACAAUUUAACUAUAAAAUGAAGAUGUCAUAAGCUCAUCAAUGGUUCAGCCACCAUUGAUGUAAAACUUGCAUACAAAAUCAAACUUCAGUUUAAAAUUGUGUUGAUCCUUGAUCUGAAUAUUCAUUGUUGGAGCCAUUAUUUAGUUUCUUUUGUUUGUUUCAUUUCUUGUUUCUAUUCCUUGGUUCUUUGCACCGUAAAAGCGGAUUUAAGUAAGCCCAGGUAGUGAGCCAGGUGUGGAGGGCGGAGCUAUACAGAUUUUUGACCGUGUCGGCGUGGCAGCAGGUGAACUUUCUCUCUGUUUGAAUGGAAAUAAAUGGGUCACCGAAUUCAAAGAAAGAAUAUUGUAAUCCUGGUUUUUAUUGUCACAUCACGCGUCAGAACGAGUUCUAGCUCUUCACCCAUUGGAACUCAGGUAUAUAGUCUCAAUGGAAAGACUCUACAUUCAUUGUUAAUAUAAUAUCACUCUAUAACUCUGGUAUAUGCAGUGCCUGAAAUACCAGCAGGACAUGUUGUUAUCAAAAGGUCCAUAAAAGGGAAUAACGUCCAUUCUCUACCACGACUAUGGGGUAGUUAUUCAGAGCCAUUUGACUGAACCACCUUAUCUGUAAUCCUUUAGCUUUUUUGGCUUUCUCUAGGAUAUUUUUCCCUCCCUUUAAAGAGUUUCUUGCUUCAGUGCAGAUGCCUUUUCAUUGCUAAAUUCCCUACAUGUUAUUUCCUUUUCAUGAUUAUAUUUAUUUGGUCUCUUCUAUCGCUCUGUGAUUCCUAGUCAACAAGGUGAAUGCUUUUUGACAGUUUUCACAGAAAAGAUAUGAUGCGUGAACGGCGCUCUGGGGUUCAGAUGUUUCCAUGACUCUUGAUUAAGACUGUAAAUAAGUGAGUCCACACUCAGUGUAGUUUUAUAUCUGGAUUAAAAUGUCAAUCUGUAAAAAACAGUUAUGCCAUUUUUGUAUUGCAUGAGUCAUGGCGAUGGUUUCAUGCUGCAUCAGUAUUAUAUCCCACUAAGUGUUGAGACACGAGAAGAGAAGAUGUGUAUUAAUGCCUUUAACUCUGUUUUAUUGCUCUGGUCUUUACUUCAGAGACCAUUACCCUCAUAACAAACAUACUCAAUAUAAACCUUUUAAUCUCAAACACUCUUACUGACAAAUGAAGACCUUUUCUACACGCCCGUUUCUUCUGCUUAUACUUUACACGCAUGUUAUUUAUAUUACAAUAAGGAUACCUUUCUGUUGUAUGCAUCCAUAAUGAAGCAGCAUAUGUUGUUUGUGCUCUAUACAGCAGGUGACUAUGGGUCUCUGCAAGUGCCCGAAGAGAAAGGUGACAAAUUUAUUUUGUUUCGAGCAUCGUGUAAACGUGUGUGAGCAUUGCCUCGUCUCCAACCACAACAAGGUCAGUGAGUGAAAGUGAUGUCAUGAUUGAAAUUGUGAAAUGGCAUAAUAUCAAAGUCAUAACUCAGCGUGUGAACUUGCUGCCUUUCAGUGUAUUGUGCAGUCAUAUCUGCAGUGGCUUCAGGACAGCGAUUACAACCCCAACUGUACUCUGUGUAACACUCCUCUGAAUGCUCAAGACACGGUCAGACUCGUCUGCUAUGGUAAGAUUAUCCAUUCAGGGGCAACUGAUGCUCCAGAAAAGUUACAAGAACAUAAACAAACAGAUACCUAAAAUUUCCAAACAUUUUUUUCCACUUGAAUUUUUUUUUAUUUGUCUUAAAAAAAAAAAAAGAUUUAAUGAUUUGUGUCACAGCAUCAAACAUUUGUAUACCACAUCUGUUUGUAUUCUUUCCACAGAUGUGUUUCACUGGUCCUGUCUCAAUAACCUGGCAUCACGACUGCCCCUCCACACGGCUCCAGCUGGAUAUCAGUGUCCCACCUGUCAGGGUCCAGUCUUCCCCCCGUCUAACCUGGCCAGCCCUAUUGCUGAUGUGCUGAAGGAACAGCUGUCAUCUGUCAACUGGGCUCGGGCCGGUUUGGGGCUGCCUCUGGUAAGGACCUGUUAUUUUUAAAUCUCUUGUGAGGUGUCAUCAUCAUAACCAACAGAAAGUGGAAAAAUAUCCAGUGAGAAUGCAGAUAAUUCACUUUUUAUUGUAGAUAUAACAGUUUUUUAUGUCGAUCUGUUGAUGACCUUCCUGCUUUUCUUUUUGGCCUUUUUAAAACCUGGUGGAAAGCAAGGCUGUGGCAAACUGGCCCAGGGGGAUUGAUUGAAAUGGACUGUUUUGGAUCUGUAUAAAAUAAAAGCAGUAUUUAACUUCCAUAACCGUCAUGUUGUACAUUUUUGAACCAUUAGAGGAUGAUGCCAGAAUAAGCUGACUCAUCAUUGUCCGCACAGGUGCGUGUUCUCUAUCACAAAGUUCUGAAAAAUUGAUGAAAUGUCAUCUGAAUCUGACAGAUUGAGGAGCCAAUUGAUGUUCUUGAAGAGACCACAGCAAAUGAUGUCACAGAUUAUAAUGACUGGUCAACAUUUAGUGGUAAGCGUUCAUGUAAAUAUUUCAGUAUGUGCUUUAUACUGACUGCAUUUAUACUAAAUAACUUCAGCGGAUGAACUGAACUCUUUUUGUCUUUCUGCAGCACAAGAACAAAGUGAAAUUUACCCCACCCACUCUUACAACACCAGCGUCAGCCCACAACCAAAUUCUGUCUCACCUCCAGCACAGGAGGACCUGGGAGGUCCCCGUAAAAAUGGAGAACCAACCGUGCAGGAACACUCUGUGAUCAACUUCACUACUACUGCCAACACCCGUGACACCAUCACGAUACAUACUGGUGACUGCUUUUUUAAUUACAGUUUCAUCAGUCUGUGUAUACUUUGAAAGCAUUUAAAAAUAUUUAAGGUGAAUUUUGAGUUUUUUAAACACAGAAAACUGUCGAAAGUUUAAUAAAUUACUUUCUUUAUCUAUUUCCCCAGCUUCAUCACCGAGAAAGAUCUACGAUACACGGGACAUUGCUCAAAGCUCUAUCACACAGAUCGACUUUGACGAUGACAAAUACAGAAGAAGACCUACACUCAGUUGGUUUGCCCAAAUUCUCAAGUUAGUACCGUGAUCUACAUUUAAUCUUAAACUCUUUUUCAGUGCUUUUGUCAGCUGAGAUUAAUCUUGGUAUGAAUGAAAUGAUCUCUGAGUGUGUUUUUGCUUUCUCCUCUCAGAAAUCUCACAGGUGGAAAGCGGACAUCUCUGACCUGGAAACAGCGUGUCUUCAUGCUUCUUCUGGUCGGAGUCUUGGGGUUCUUUACACUGAUUAUCAUCAUGGCUAAACUCGGACGUGCCUCUGCAGGCUCGGACCCAAAUUUAGAUCCUCUUCUUAAUCCCAACAUCCGUGUGGGGAAAAACUGAUAACAAGCAUUGAUUCCUUCAAUUCUUUCCAUGUUACACAAUAGAAGCUCAUAUAGGCUGGGCUGAAAUGGGACUUUACAAUACACUGUCAGCCCAGCAGAGGGGGUUAUUGACCUUCCUUAAACGGGGAAAAGAAAGCAACGCUGCUCCUCUUUAGAAUGGAGGUAAUCUCUGGAUCCGUUCACAUACAAAAGGCAGCAGGAGCAUGCCAAGCUCUUCACGGACUUUCAAAUCUGAUAUUGAAUUCAGGAUUUUACCUUCGAUUUUGGUAAAGCAGCCCACAACACCAAAGGUGACCAAAGCCCCAGUGAUUCAAGGUGAAGGAUCCACUGAUUGUUGCUUUAAAAAGGCAGCGAUGGAGAGAGUUUCUACUUCCAUUUACAAUUCCAGCUAACGAGUGUCAGUGAUCUUUUGAAGUGAAUUCUUAAUUUUAGGAGAAACUAAAUACUGUCGAUGCAGAGGAAGAUCUUUUGCUAGCAGAAAUGUCACGGUGUAUAUUAUCAGCAACACAACAUUCACAAACAUUUCUGAGUUUAUAAACUAACUACGUUUGGUUUUUGGUUUGAACCGCCUUUGUGCAUUACUCCUUAAGAGAUGACAUCCAGCCGACCAACCCCUCACAGAAUAAAUACACAACUAUUUAUGGGUGUCUGCAAUGAUUUUGAAAACGAGUGCAUUGCUUUUAGAUUUUGCACACAUGCUGUAUGUAUAUUUUCCAGAUGUUUCCUUGACUGUCUAUUAAACAGGAAUAAUCCAGAA
Messenger RNA from Xyrichtys novacula (pearly razorfish), 5403 nucleotides. Lineage: Eukaryota; Metazoa; Chordata; Actinopteri; Labriformes; Labridae. The record is from the annotation of a GenBank genome assembly.